Messenger RNA from Kockovaella imperatae, 1732 nucleotides. RefSeq lists its product as hypothetical. Bases 58 to 1671 code for a protein of 537 amino acids. The record is from RefSeq and is a predicted model, not a curated record. The transcript is spliced from 5 exons. NCBI's taxonomy places the organism in Eukaryota, Fungi, Basidiomycota, Tremellomycetes, Tremellales, Cuniculitremaceae. Gene Ontology annotation, molecular function: Ser-tRNA(Ala) deacylase activity; nucleotide binding. Gene Ontology annotation, biological process: regulation of translational fidelity.
AGCUGGCUCUUCAUGUUGCCAGAUCUUCGCUGAUUCUAAAGCUAGACGCUCGCGAUCAUGACACUGCCUGUCGUCGCAUCAGAGGCAGAGGCUAGAGAGCCAACCAUGACGCCCAAAGACUACCACAGGAUUCACUUUGAUACAUCGGCGCUGCCUUCCAAACGGAUCGUAGGGCUACUGGCGUGUCAGCGGGAUCCAAGCCUUCGACAGAUGGAGACGAAGGUUAUUUCGUCCAAACCCGCUUCGGUCGCAGCUCCACCACCCGCAAGAGGCAAGGAGAAAAAGAAGAAAGCAGGCGAGGUGAUUGGUCCCAACACACCUGCGGUCAAUGGAUCAUCUGGCGCUUCCAGUGAUUCGCCUGUGGUUCAAGGCAAGCUCUGGGAGGUCGAGCUGGAAGAUACGGUCAUCUUUCCGGAAGGAGGAGGUCAACCUUUCGAUACAGGGACAUUGUAUGUCGACGGCUCUGGAUCAAGCAGGGCAUUCAAGGUUGAAGGAUGUCUGAGGCGCAAGUUGGAUUCCGUUCAUCUGGUCCGGGCUCUAGAGGAGGAUUCUAGCAUCUUUGAGAAUCUGGAAAGGCAGCAAGUGAAAGUCGUUGUGGACUGGGAGAGACGGAUGGAUCAUAUGACCCUGCACACUUCCCAACAUCUACUAUCUGCUGUCCUGGAUACAUUCGCCGAAGGGCUUCCUACGUUAUCAUGGUCGCUGCCCGCUUUUCCUUCCCUCGAAGCUCCGUACGUUGAGCUACCUCGAGCCCUGACAUGGAGCGAAGCGGAACAGGUCGAAAAGCGCUGUAACGAUUUCAUCGAGGAGAAUCGAAGAAUUUGGGUCGAUGUUGAUAUCCAGCAGGAAGGAUACGUCAAGAUGACAGCGGCAGGCAUCAGGGAGAAUCGAGGGAUACCUCAGGAUUACAACGAUGGAGUCAUCCGCCACAUCAACAUUGAUGGGAUCGACCGCAAUGCGUGCUGCGGCACUCAACUACCGUUCCUCUCUCAGCUCUACUUCCUUCAUGUCAUACCUCCUUCGACACCUAAGGACUCGAACAAUCCUACCAAGACACCGUCUAAGCUUUACUUUGUCUCUGGACCACGAGCCAUCAAGUUCCUGCAACAAUCUUCCAGAACGCUAUCGGAAGCCUCUCAAGUCUUGGGUAUGGCUCGUCUAGAGCUACCACAACGCGUUGCGAAAGCCGAAGAGCUCAGACGAGAGACGAUGAGUCGAGAAAAGACCCUUCGAACCGAAUUGGCAAGAGUCAUUGGCGACACUGAGGCAAGAAAUCCCCAAUCGACAUCCGACGGGGUCUACUGGAUUCAUCGAAACGACAAGUCGACAUUGGAUUUUGAAUUCAUGGGUCUUAUAGCUACUUCGCUGCUCGACGCGCAACCCCCUUCCGGCCCACUCGAAGCCCCGGUUGUCAUCAUCUCUGCGACUGCGAAUGGCAUAACGCCCAGCUUACUCCUGGUCAUGUCGCCAGCUCAGGAUCUGGCUAAAAAGGUGUAUGAGAAUCUCAAGACAACACUUGAAGAGGGACCUGAGAGCAAGGGUAGAGUCAAGGGUGGAGGUGCCAGAGGCAGAUUCAUGUCGAAAGUCGAUGGCAAGUGGAGCAAGGGGGAGACUGCAAAAGUUCAGGCCAUUGCCGAUGAAUUACGUGCCAGCAGCGGUGCCGGUCAAUGAGUGGAUGUCUAACCCAUGCUAUUCAUCGUUGUAUUUCCCUGCAUGCAUCCUCUUGACCAAG